Trichogramma pretiosum is the source of this 4756-nucleotide messenger RNA. It is a transcript of the gene Tnpo, whose product is annotated as transportin-1. NCBI's taxonomy places the organism in Eukaryota, Metazoa, Arthropoda, Insecta, Hymenoptera, Trichogrammatidae. The record is from RefSeq and is a predicted model, not a curated record. The coding region runs from base 270 to 2963 and encodes 897 amino acids. Gene Ontology annotation, molecular function: nuclear import signal receptor activity; small GTPase binding. The transcript has 11 exons. Gene Ontology annotation, biological process: protein import into nucleus. Gene Ontology annotation, cellular component: cytoplasm; nucleus.
AUCCAACUUAUAGAAGGAGACUUCCGUUCUUGGCAACUGGCAGCGGCGGCAGCAGCAGCUCGACCACGGCCACUUCUCGUACGACUACGGCAACGACAAGUGCUGCUGGUUUUAGUAGUAAUACAACAAAUAAUCACGGCGAGGUCAGCAGCAGCAACAUCAGUAGUAGCAGUGUUAAAAUCACAGACGUCUGGUUGCGUUCAGUGCUUUUACGUGCGGGUCUGCAGACUUCAUACAGUAGUGGCAGCAGCAGCAGUUCGCGGAAUACGAUGAAAAUGGCGUGGCAACCGCAGGAGGAAGGACUACGGCAAAUACUGACGCUUUUGAAGGAAUCACAGUCGCCCAACACUGAGGUUCAACGCGCUGUCCAGCAAAAAUUGGAGGAACUAAACAAAUUUCCUGACUUCAAUAAUUAUCUUAUCUUUGUAUUGACAAAACUCACCUCAGAAGAUGAACCAACAAGAUCACUUAGUGGUCUUAUUUUAAAAAAUAAUGUUAAGACGCACUAUCAUGAACUUCAUGUCGAAGUAACAGAAUUUAUAAAGCAAGAAUGUCUCUCAGCUGUUGGAGACCCAUCACCGUUGAUACGGGCAACAGUAGGGAUUCUAAUUACAACUAUUGCAUCCAGAGGUGACUUAAGUCAGUGGCCUGAACUACUUCCAGCUCUGUGUCAAAUGUUAGAUUCUCAAGAUUAUAAUGUAUGUGAAGGAGCUUUUGGAGCUUUACAAAAGAUUUGUGAAGAUUCAGCUGAACAAUUAGAAAGUGAUCAUUUAAGUCGCCCAUUAAAUGUUCUGAUUCCUAAAUUCCUACAGUUUUUUAGACAUAAUUCACCCAGAAUUAGAUCACAUGCUAUCGCUUGUGUGAAUCAAUUUAUUAUCAUAAGAACUCCAUCUCUAAUGAUGCAUAUGGAUGCAUUUCUUGAAAAUCUUUUCUUCUUAACAUCAGAUGACAACCCUGAAGUGAGAAAAAAUAUAUGCAGAGCCUUAGUUAUGUUGCUGGAAGUCAGAAUGGACAAAUUAAUUUGCUACAUGCAUGAUAUUAUAGAAUACAUGCUUUUGAGAACUCAAGAUCAAGAUGAUGGCGUUGCACUGGAAGCUUGUGAAUUUUGGUUGUCUCUAGCUGAAAAUUCACUUAGCAGAGAAGUUCUAGCACAACAUUUACCUAGAUUGGUUCCUGUCCUGGUUAAGGGUAUGAAAUACUCUGAACUGGACAUUAUUCUUUUGAAAGGAGAUGUGGAAGAAGAUGAAAUGAUUCCUGAUAAAGAGGAAGAUAUUAGGCCGCGUUUCCACAAAUCUAAAACACAUCAUAACAACCAUGCAGUUAACAAAAGUACUGAUGAAAAUGGCUAUGACGAUAAAGAUCUUGAUUCUGAAGAUGGAGGUGAUGAUGACUCUUCUUUAAGUGAUUGGAAUUUGAGAAAGUGUUCAGCUGCAGCCUUGGACAUGCUUGCUAAUGUGUUUAAAGAUGACUUAUUACCAGUUUUGGUUCCCAUUUUGAAAGAAACUCUGUUUCAUUCGGACUGGGAAAUUAAGGAGUCUGGUAUUCUUGCAUUGGGAGCAAUUGCUGAAGGAUGCAUGCAGGGUAUGCUGCCUCAUCUUAAUGAACUAAUUCCUUACCUCAUCAAUUGCUUGGGUGAUAAGAAAGCUUUAGUUCGUUCUAUCACUUGUUGGACAUUAAGUCGUUACUCACAUUGGGUAUGUACCCAACCUCAUGAAACUUUCUUGAAGCCAUUGAUGACUGAACUUCUCAAAAGAAUAUUAGAUGGCAACAAGCGUGUUCAAGAAGCCGCCUGCUCUGCAUUUGCAACUUUAGAAGAGGAAGCUUGCACUGAAUUGGUUCCUUAUUUAGGCUUCAUUUUGGAAACUCUAGUAUUUGCAUUUGGUAAAUAUCAACAUAAAAACUUGUUGAUUUUGUAUGAUGCCAUUGGAACACUCGCAGACUCAGUAGGACGGCACUUGAAUAAACCAGAUUAUAUAAAUUUACUAAUGCCGCCUCUCAUUCAAAAAUGGAAUGUACUAAAAGAUGAAGAUAAAGAUCUUUUCCCACUAUUGGAAUGUUUAUCUUCAGUAGCUACUGCCCUUCAAUCAGGAUUCCUGCCUUACUGCGAACCCGUUUAUCGAAGAUGUGUGUCUUUAGUCGAACAAACUUUGCAGCGGCAUGUAGCGUAUACUCAAAACCCGUCGGUUUGUGAUGCACCAGACAAAGACUUCAUGAUUGUAGCGUUAGAUCUGCUAAGUGGAUUAGCCGAAGGUCUCAAUGGUCAUAUGGAGCGUCUUGUUGUUAAUAGUAAUAUAAUGGAAUUGCUGUAUCAGUGUAUGCAAGAUCAUAUGCCAGAAGUAAGACAAAGCAGUUUUGCUCUACUUGGUGAUCUUACUAAAGCUUGUUUCCAACAUGUGCAACCCUGUAUACCCCAAUUCAUGCCUAUUCUUGGACAAAAUUUGAAUCCAGAAUAUAUUUCUGUUUGUAACAACGCUACUUGGGCGAUCGGAGAAAUAGCUAUUAAACUCGGAGCUGAAACAAGCGCUUAUAUUCCACUGAUUUUGGUACAUCUUAUUCAAAUCAUAAAUAGACCUAACACACCCAAAACGCUUUUGGAGAAUACUGCCAUUACGAUCGGUCGCCUUGGUUUAGUGUGUCCCCAAGACGUCGCUCCUAUGUUACAGCAGUUUGUCCAACAGUGGUGCACAUCUUUAAGAAAUAUUCGGGAUAACGAAGAAAAAGACUCUGCUUUCCGUGGAAUGUGUCUUAUGAUAUCUGCAAAUCCAGCCGGAGUUGUUAAUGACUUCAUAUUCUUCUGCGACGCUGUCGCGUCAUGGGUAUCGCCCAGAGAUGACCUGAAGGAUAUGUUCCAAAAGAUUUUACAUGGAUUCAGAACUCAGGUUGGACCAGAAAGUUGGAAAAGGUUUACAGACCAAUUUCCUAGACAACUUAGCGAGAGAUUGAACCAAUUGUAUGGCGUUUGAACGGUUUUGCCUGCAAUUGAAGGCCAUAUCCAGAAUCAGGCCGCACGGGGUUGGGCGGGGUUCAAAAACAUGGGCGAUCAGGGUGGGUGGGUGAAACCACGGCCUCUUCUCAACAUCAGCAACGUCGUCGUUAAUAAAGUACACAAUCGAGUCAUGGUUAAUCACCGUACCGAAUGACGAAACCGUCGUCAUCGGACCCUUUCCUCGGGUUUUUGAGACAAGAGAAGCCAAAUCAACGCGUGCGCCGUAGUCAAGCAGCGUAUGAAUAAUUCGGCAAACUCAAGCACUCAUACAAAUAUCGAAUAUAAUUAACGAUGUUAUAUUACAAAAAUAACGCGAAACAAUUAAUUGCGACGAAUUAUUAAGAGAAUUAUUCAUAAUAGAAAACGCGAACGGGAAGUCAAAGGAGUAUGUAACGAUCGAAUGAAUUGUUAACUUUACGCGAGCAUACUUCAUAGAUAUAUUAUAUAGUAAAGACGAAUCGACAUUGAAAUGGAAAAAUGAAUCAAAGUUUUUAAAUGUUUUAUUAAUUAUAGGAAAGAGAAUUAUCGCGAAAUAAUGAGAAGGAACGACACUGAACAUCAAUGGCCGAGAAGAUUCAAAUUUAAUGGGAUGGGAGGGAGGGUGGGAAGGGUGGGCUUUGCUUUGUGGACGCGUACAACCACAUAAAAUGUAAAAGGUAUCAAUUGACAUUUUAAUGAAACUCGACUUCAUUCUAAGAAGAUACCUUAAUCCGCGAAAUAAUCACUCAAUGACGAUGUACGUUUUUUCCUCUAAAAAUUUGGAUUAACUGCAAAAAGUUUAUUUAAGUUCAAUUUUCAAUCUUCGUUUCUCCCUAAGCAAACACUGAAAAUGAUUUCAACAAAACUUAUAUAGAUAAUUAUUAUUUACAGUUUAUUUGUAUUUAAUUGAUCCAAAUAGUGAUUCAAAAAACGUAUAUUCGAUAUUAGAGUUCUGUUUAAACACAAUUAAUAGCAGAUGCUAUUUGACCACUCUAAUUUAAAACCGUAAAACACUGUCAAGUGUUAAAAAUACCCUCAAUGUAAGAACAUUUUUUUCAUAAGUACGAUAAAAUCAAGAGAUUGACUUGUCGAGGAUAUGAUGAUGAAAGAAAAAUCAGUGUUGACAAAGAGAACUAAAGGCAGCCUCACUGUUGUAUUUCGGUUAACAGCUUGGUUAGCUGCUUGCUAGUAAGCAUAGAUCUCACGUUAUAUUGCUCAUCGAAUUUUGUGCGACCUGAUGUCAAUUUUUUUUUUAGAUUUUAUUUGUUCUUUACCAAGGCAUAAUCAUACCUCUUUUAAAACAAUCAAAAUGUUUGAUGUUUAUAAAUGACCUUUAUACCGUAAAAAAGAAUUGGCUUUAUUUUACAAAUUGUUUAUCGCUCCAUUAGAUUUUCAUUUUUUCGAAAAUGUAUACUUACUUUUUAUACGUUGUAACUUGACCCGCAUUGUGCCAUUCCAUAUAUAUAUUAUAUAUAUUCGUUCAUGCCGAAAAUUGUCACUGAAUUAAUUGUGAUACUAGGAUACGCGCAAUAUAUCUUUAUAAAUAAUAAUCGCAUAGCAAAAAAGUUUUUGAGUUAAAUAUACGAGUAAUGUUUUACGUGGCAGACUAUUUAUGCAAUUAUUGAUUUUUUUCCUAUUCUUUCUUUAUAUUGUAUUAUAUUUUAUCUUUAUUUUUUAAUUUUUUUAUUACUUAUGUGUGGAAUACAAAUUGUAUUUAUGUAAAUAUAACAAAUUUUAGACCGACAAACUGAUUUGUUAGAAAUAAAUUUCUUACCUAAGAAAAAACCUAAA